This is a messenger RNA of Trichoderma atroviride IMI 206040, 819 nucleotides long. NCBI's taxonomy places the organism in Eukaryota, Fungi, Ascomycota, Sordariomycetes, Hypocreales, Hypocreaceae. The record is from RefSeq and is a predicted model, not a curated record.
AUGCCCGAUCCCAAGCCCGUUCGCGACGAGCUGCCGGAUGCAGAUGGAAAAACCGAAACUUACAGGGCAGCAAAUAAGCUCGCAGGCAAAAGAGCACUCAUUACUGGCGGAGACAGUGGCAUAGGAGCAGCUACUGCAGUGCUGUUCGCGAAGGAAGGUGCCGUAGUGACGAUUGUGUAUCUUCCUGAAGAAGAACAAGACGCGCAAGAUACAAAGAAGCAAGUUGAGGCUCUUGGGAGAAGCUGCCAUCUGUUCGCCACGGAUCUUGCCAAAAGAGAGAAUUGCCAGGAUGCAGUCAAUUUCGCCUUGGAAAAGAUGGGUGGAAUCGACAUUCUUUUUAACAAUGCGGCCUAUCAAAUGAUGGUUGAAAACAUACUCGACUUGCCAGACGAACAGUGGAUUCAUACUUUCAACAUCAACAUGCACUCAUAUUUUUUCAUGGCCAAAUACUCAAUCAAGCAUAUGAAGCGCGGCGCUGUUAUUAUUAACAAUGCUUCAAUAAAUGCAUACAUCGGCCGGCCAGACUUGUUGGAUUACACCUCCACUAAAGGAGGGAUCAUUUCCUUCACAAGAGGAUUGAGCAACCAAUACAUCUCAAAGGGCAUUCGAGUUAAUGCUGUCGCCCCAGGGCCAGUGUGGACUCCCUUAAUUCCGGCAACAAUGAACGAAAAGGCCCAAAAAGAAUUUACCAGUCCCAUGGGUCGACCAGCCCAGCCCAGUGAAAUAGCGAGCUGUGUUGUCUUUCUCGCCUCAAUGGACAGCUCUUGUAUCAGCGGGCAGACUAUACACUGCAAUGGAGGAGUUGUGGUGAAUGGCUGA